Messenger RNA from Diospyros lotus (date-plum), 2490 nucleotides. Its product is annotated as replication protein A 70 kDa DNA-binding subunit B-like. The record is from RefSeq and is a predicted model, not a curated record. Gene Ontology annotation, molecular function: damaged DNA binding; single-stranded telomeric DNA binding. Gene Ontology annotation, biological process: telomere maintenance via telomerase; meiotic cell cycle; nucleotide-excision repair. The transcript has 12 exons. Bases 231 to 2126 code for a protein of 631 amino acids. Gene Ontology annotation, cellular component: DNA replication factor A complex; nucleus. Lineage: Eukaryota; Viridiplantae; Streptophyta; Magnoliopsida; Ericales; Ebenaceae.
GCACAAUUGUCUGUGACAAAAGCAAGAUCUUGGCUGGCAAUAGAAAUCACCCGCCGGGGGGGAGAUGAAAAUUGAAAAGAGCUUUGGCGCCAAAAAAGCCACCUUCAGAAAAGAAAUAAACCUCCCGCUCGGCUCGCUGUUUUAUCACACUUCUUCAUCUCUCUCUACAAGCCAUUCCAUCAACCUCCCAGAGAGAAGAGAUUGAGAGAGCGAGAGUGAGUGAGUUGAGAAUGGAGAAAUCCGUGAGCCCAGAUGCGAUCUCCAUAUUGCUUGCCAACCCAUCUCCGGAUUCGUCGUCCGAAGUCUCGGAGAUCAUCGUCCAAGUUCUCGAUCUCAAGACUGCGGGAACCAAAUACAUGUUCACAGCUAGUGACGGAAAGAUGAAGCUGAAAGCACUUCUACAAUCUAGCUUGUCAUCUGAAGUCAUGUCGGGGAACAUUCAGAACUUGGGCCUCAUCCACAUUCUUGAUUAUGCAGUCAAUGACAUUCCAACAAAGAACGAGAAGUUUUUGAUUGUAAUCAAAUGUGAAGUGGUAUCCCCCGCUCUUCAAGCAGAGAUCAAGACUGAGGUGAGAAGUGAAGAUUGUGGCAUUGUUCUGAAACCGAAACAAGAAAUGGAUGUCAAAAGAGAGGUGAAAAUUGAAGAAACUGGCGUCCUUUUGAAGCCAAAGCAGGAAUUGGUUGCCAAAUCAGUGGCUCAGAUAGUACACGAACAGAACGGGAAUGCGGCACCAGCUGCAAGAAUGGCAAUGACAAGAAGAGUCCAUCCACUUGUGUCUCUGAAUCCUUACCAAGGUAACUGGACCAUAAAGGUACGGGUUACAAACAAAGGAAAUAUGCGGACAUAUAAGAAUGCUAGAGGAGAAGGCUGUGUUUUCAAUGUAGAGUUGACAGAUGAAGAUGGAACACAAAUUCAGGCAACAAUGUUCAAUGACGCUGCAAAAAAGUUCUAUGAGAGGUUCCAAUUGGGGAAAGUUUACUACAUAUCUAAGGGAACUCUGAAAGUUGCUAAUAAGCAGUUCAAGACAGUUCAGAAUGACUAUGAGAUGACAUUAAAUGAAAAUUCUGACGUGGAAGAAGCCAGUAAUGAAGAAACUUUUAUUCCUGAAACAAAAUUUAAUUUUGUUCCAAUUGAUCAAUUGGGUCCAUAUGUCAAUUCGAAGGAGCUUGUAGAUGUUAUUGGUGUGGUACAAAAUGUAUCUCCUACACUGAGCAUUAGAAGGAAAAGUAACAACGAGACUAUUCCAAAACGUGACAUAACCAUUGCAGAUGAGACGAAGAAGACUGUUGUGGUGUCUCUGUGGAAUGAUCUUGCAACAAAUGUAGGACAAGAACUACUGGAUAUGUAUGAUAGAUCUCCUGUAGUUGCAAUUAAGUCCCUAAAAGUCGGAGACUUCCAAGGUGUAUCCUUGUCAGCAUUGAGCAAGAGCCUUGUAGCAAUAAAUCCAGACAGACCUGAAGCCAGAAAGUUGAGAUCCUGGUAUGAUUCUGAAGGUAGAGAGACUUCAAUGGCUUCUGUUGGCUCUGGGCUAAGCCCCACAACCAACAGCGGAAUGAGAUCCAUGCACUCAGACCGUGUCGCCCUUUCUCAUAUAACCAGUAACCCAUCCUUGGGUGCGGAGAAGCCUGUAUUUUACAGCAUAAAAGCCUACAUUAGCUUCAUCAAGCCCGAUCAAACCAUGUGGUAUCGAGCUUGUAAGGCAUGUAACAAGAAAGUGACCGAAGCUAUUGGAUCUGGGUACUGGUGUGAAGGUUGCCAGAAGAAUGAUGAUGAGUGUAGUUUAAGAUACAUAAUGGUAGUAAAAGUCUCCGAUGCAAGCGGUGAAGCUUGGAUCUCAGUUUUCAAUGACCAAGCAGAGAAAAUCAUAGGGUGCAGUGCCGACGAGCUUGACAAACUGAAAUCUCAGGGGGGAGAAGGGAAUCCUUUCCAAGAGAAGCUGAAAGAAGCAACAUGGGUACCUCAUCUAUUCAGAGUGAGUGUGACACCGCACGAGUACAUGAACGAGAAAAGGCAGAGGGUAACAGCAAGAGCAGUUGCCCCGCUUGAUUUUGCAGCUGAAUCCAGGUUCUUGUUAGAGGAGAUCUCAAAGGCGAAGGACAAGAACAAACUCUCUCUCGCUCAAUAGCUUCUUCUGCUGCUUUGCCUGCCUUUUAUUUGGUUGCUUGCUUUGUUGAACCAUGGAAUGAAGAAUUCUAUCUUUUAUUAGAAUACUUGGUUUUGUUAGGAAGUGGCAUUUUGGUUCUUCAGGGUAGGUUCCUCACAUCAGUGAUUGUAAUUAUAGACAGACUAGACAAUCAUCAGUACAGGUGGGUAUUUUGCUUCCAGAUCAAAACUAGUCCUCAUUUAGUCUAAAUAUUUCUUAAUUUCUUUGUCAUCCAAGGUCGUAGCAAACACUUGCUUCUAUAAAGUAUAAACACGGACUAAUUAUGUUAAUGGGUGGAUUCUUCUUAGGCUGUUCUACCAUGGGAAAAUAUUCAAUGCAAUAGGAG